Lottia gigantea (owl limpet) is the source of this 1026-nucleotide messenger RNA. RefSeq lists its product as hypothetical. Bases 1 to 1026 code for a protein of 341 amino acids. Gene Ontology annotation, molecular function: oxidoreductase activity. The transcript is spliced from 7 exons. The record is from RefSeq and is a predicted model, not a curated record. Lineage: Eukaryota; Metazoa; Mollusca; Gastropoda; Lottiidae.
AUGGAUUAUGACUUUCUUGGAAAUACUGGUGUAAAAGUGUCUAAUUUGUGUCUGGGUACCAUGACAUUUGGACAGGCCAAGGUUGGAUUACCAGGACAGUGUGACGAUGAACUCUCACACGAGAUUUUAAACCGCUACAUGGAAUGGGGAGGUAACUUUAUUGAUACUGCUGAUGUUUAUUCACAAGGUCUUUCUGAAACUAUAAUCGGUAAAUGGCUGAAAAGUCAAGAACGAAAUAAAAUAAUCUUAGCAACCAAAGUAUUUGCGCCGUUAGCUGGUAGUGAUAUGAACAGUCGUGGACUAUCAAGACGUCAUAUUACUGCUAGUAUAGAAAAAAGUCUAGAAAGAUUACAGACCAACUAUAUUGAUUUAUAUCAGAUCCAUUGCUGGGAUAAUGGUUCACCAAUUAGGGAAACCUUACUGACACUUAAUGACCUAGUUCGAUGUGGUAAAGUUCGAUAUACAGGUGCUAGUAAUGUCUGUGGUUGGCAAUUACAGAAAAUAGUGGAUUUAACAGAACAACUGGGAAUCAGUCCCAUGUCUACACUGCAGCAACAAUACAGUUUAGCAUCAAGAUAUGAUGAAUUUGAAGCAUUCUGUGUUUGUAAAUUAAAUGGAAUAGCUGUAUUGCCAUGGAGUCCCCUGAAAGGUGGUGUUUUAUCUGGUAAAUAUAAGAGAAAUCAGAAACCGGAAGAGGUUUCUGGACGAAUCGGAUGGGUGGCACAACAGGAAAACACUCGUGGUAAUCAAGCAUGUCCAGCUUGGACUAAACUAGAAGGCAAUGAAUCAAUGUGGAACACAUUAGAUAAACUAGAAGAAAUCAGUAAAGCUAAAGGUAAGAGUGUGGCCCAGGUAGCAAUAAGAUGGUUGAUACAGAGAGAUGUAGUGGGCUCUGUAAUUAUUGGUGCAAGAAAUUUGAAGCAACUGGAUGACAAUAUGGGAGCCAGUUCUGGUUGGAAUCUCUCUGCUGAAGAAGUAAGAUCACUAUACCUUCUAACAUUGCGUUUGUUAUUUGACGGAGUAUAA